Messenger RNA from Daucus carota subsp. sativus, 1374 nucleotides. RefSeq names its product E3 ubiquitin-protein ligase At4g11680. The record is from RefSeq and is a predicted model, not a curated record. Gene Ontology annotation, cellular component: plant-type vacuole. The coding region runs from base 50 to 949 and encodes 299 amino acids. The transcript is spliced from 4 exons. Lineage: Eukaryota; Viridiplantae; Streptophyta; Magnoliopsida; Apiales; Apiaceae. Gene Ontology annotation, biological process: protein ubiquitination; ubiquitin-dependent protein catabolic process. Gene Ontology annotation, molecular function: ubiquitin protein ligase activity.
GUUUCAUGUUGAGAAUUUCCCAUGACACCUUAAAAUUCAGUUUCUAAACAUGGAAGAAGUGGAACAUAGGAUCUUCAUUGGAGACUGUGUGGACUCACAGUUAGAGGAUUUGGGCUUAAGAGAUAUCAGUGUGUGGAACUCUGAGCCCUUUUUGUUUCUUGACCUCAUAUGGAACUUUACAUUUGUGGUAGUUUCAGUGCUGGUGCUAUUAUUUUCAGUUAGAGAGCAGCCUUCAACUCCAUUGAGGGUUUGGAUUGGUGGCUAUGCAUUACUAUGUUUGGUGCAUUUGGGUUUCGUAUGUUUCGAUUAUCUGACGUGGAAUAGUGUUGAUUUUGAGGUUGAUGAAGAUGAUGGCUACUCAGUUUCUGUGUGUCGAAACAGACUAAGCAAAAGGUUACAAUCUGUGUACACUGUAAUUUCAUCCUUCUGGUGGGCAGUUGGAUUCUACUGGACUCUUGUGGGUGACAAAGCACUUAUGCAAGAUUCUCCUAGUUUAUUCUGGUUAGCAGUGACUUUUUUGGCCUUUGAGGUGUUAUUUGUUAUGUUUUGCAUUGGAAUGGCAAGCAUAAUAUUAUUGAUUAUGUUCUGUUAUUUCCCAGUUGUUGCAACAAUUGAAUACAUAUCAGCAAUCGGAAAAGGCGCUUCUGAAGAUGAACUCAGGACUCUUUCCAAGUUUCACUAUACUCGAAACACAUUCAGUAGUGCUGAGAAGCAAGACUGUGAGCUAGCAAUGGAGCCGGACAACGAGUUCUCUACUCCCAAACUUGUCCUCCAUCCAGAUGAUUCUGAGUGCUGCAUAUGCCUUCAUAGUUAUGUAGAAGGAGCGGAGUUGUGCAGGCUUCAGUGCAGACACCAUUUCCACCAUAAGUGCAUUAACAAAUGGCUGCGGAUCAAUGCAACCUGCCCGCUUUGCAAGCUUAGUAUUAUCAGAGGCGAAAUGUUGGUAUGACAGCUUAUUAUCAGAAGCGAAAUGUUGGUAUGACAGACUGUGAUGGAAAAAUUAGCCAUAUUUUGGCCAAAUAUUACUACUACUCUACUAGUUAGGAAGAUAAUCGAGGGGAAUAUUAUUAUUUAUUAGUAGUUUCUAGUUUCUACAUGUGAAUUCAAGAAACAAGAGGCACAGCAUUUGAGCUAUAUUACUUAGGUCACGCAUAUUGUAUUAGCAUGAUUUUCACCUAUAAUAUUAAUAUUUCUCUAAAUCUCAUCCUUAAUAUUAUUUAUUAAAAAUAAAUUCUUGAAAAAUAGGAGGAAACUAAUAAAAUUUUCAUUCUUGAGAAAUAGGAGGAAACUAAUAUAAUUUGCUUAUUAGAUUUCCUGUGUUAGUUGCUGUCAUGUUUCUUGCUUCAAAUGCUAAAUCUUAAAUCUUUUUGUGUU